Messenger RNA from Brachypodium distachyon (stiff brome), 1702 nucleotides. RefSeq names its product septin and tuftelin-interacting protein 1 homolog 1. Bases 372 to 1412 code for a protein of 346 amino acids. The record is from RefSeq and is a predicted model, not a curated record. The transcript has a single exon. Gene Ontology annotation, molecular function: nucleic acid binding. Gene Ontology annotation, cellular component: U2-type post-mRNA release spliceosomal complex. Gene Ontology annotation, biological process: spliceosomal complex disassembly. Lineage: Eukaryota; Viridiplantae; Streptophyta; Magnoliopsida; Poales; Poaceae.
UGGAUAAAUAAUUGAAGAAAAACAUGAAUAGAAAAACUCUUGUUACACAUUGACAUGAAGGCAUGAACAAAAAUGAAGAUGGGCUUUUACGUACUGCUGUGGGCUGCUAAACAGGACGCGCUCGACGUGAUCGAGAGUCCGACUCUGUCUCGAGCUGUCCGUUCUGUGUCGUGAACGUACUCGUUUUCGAGUCCGGAUCCAAGUCAUAUAGUCUCCCGAUACCGCAGCCUAUAUAAGUUGACGCUCAGUGGCAGACUCCACCAAACCAAAUCGCACAUACGACACGCAAAAAAGAAGUCGUAGUGGUGCCGCCUCGCGAGAAUACAAGUAAUUUGUGGCAGGUCUGGUUGCUCCUCGAUCGCCCGGCCGGCAUGGCAGCACCUAUGCCAGGCAGGCUUGCGUUCACCAGCCCCGCGGUGGCAAAGAUGAUGCGUCUCUGGAACUACGAGGAGGGCUCGGGCCUCGGCGUGCAUGGCCAAGGGAUCAUCGCCCCGAUACAGCCCACCGCGUGGCCGCAGAAAGCCGGCCUCGGCCAUCGCGACAAGCCUUACGACAACGGCCUGGACGCUCCACCGACGGCCGCGCCGGCCAACGACGAGUGGCUCCAUCAGUGGGAGGUGCUUUCACGCGCCCAGCGGCUCGAAACGGAGUGCUUCGAGAAGACCCUGGCGCUGCUGCAAGAAUUGAAGCUUCAAGGCGACGACAGCCCUGAGACGGCCGACGCCCUGGCAGCGGUCAUCAAGUCCCGGGAGGUGUUCCAGCUGGAGAAUCACACGCCGGGGAUGUGGAAAGCCGCGCUGCCUUCUUCCACCACGCGGUACAUCAUCGAGCAGAUCGUCACGCCCAAGAUCGCCAUGGGAGCGCAGGAGUGGCAGCCGGCGUGGGACCCGGACUGCCACGACUGGCUGCGCCCGUGGAUUCCCCUGAUCAGCCACCUGCCAAGGAGCCUCUACGACGCCGUGGAAGGCAAGAUCACGAGCAGGAUCGACGACUACGACGUCGUGUCGCCAUGGAAAGACUACCUCGACCCGGCGUGUUGGGACGCCUUCGCGGCGCGUCACGUGCUGCCCAAGAUCGCGCGGUUGGUGCGGGAGCUGAGGAUCACGCCGCCGAAGCAGGCCGACCGGUCGUUCCGAUGGGCGAUGCUGUGGGCGCCCCUCGUGCGCGUGCAGCACGUGGUGUCGAUCUUGGAAGACGCCGAGUUUUGGGACAGGUGGGAAGGCGCGCUGCGCCAUUGGCUGCGGUCCAGCAAGCCCUCCUUUGGGGAGGCCGACGCGUGGUGCGCCGGAUGGAAGAACCUCUUCACGCCGGAGCUGCUCGCCGACGAACGCGUGCGAGCGCAUCUCCACGAGGGCGCUGGCAUGGUCGAUCGUGCAAGGCAAGACCUUGACACUCUUGUAUUUAGUUGGUAGUUCGCAUCGUAGGUGAUUUUCUUCGUCUUGUCAAGUUGCGGGUGCUCACUAAAUGAUGUAAUGUAACGGGUAUAUCAUGCUUUGCUAUGAAUUUAUAAUAUGGUUGCUACUGAGGAGUCGCCUAUUUUUUUUAGUUAGAGAAACGAGUUUGGCCUCAGAUUUUAAUCCAACAAUAGUGUAAAAAAAUGGAGGAGUGGGAAUGACCCUCAGAUUAUAACGUGACGGCUGUGAUACGUCAACGGAGAUUUUCUAAGAGUUUUUUUAAAAAAAAACUAGGGGCCGACGGAGAA